AUGACAGACAUACCGCAGUCUAUUAUUACUGCUUUGACAAAGUACCAAGACAGGCCGUUUAUUUUAUACCUUGAAAAGGAUUUAGUAAAAUUUAUCAAGAAUUCCAUCUUAGGGAACAUCAAACAACCAGAGUAUGUGAUUCAAGCCCAAUAUUUGAAAAACUCAUACUAUAGGCUAUUAAGUCAUCAGUUAUGCCAUUACUACCAUCUACAGCAUUGGAACAAUCAGUCAAAUGAAAUUGUUGUGACUCCAUCAGAAAACUUUGACUAUUCUUCAUUUUUGAACAAGAUUGAAGACGAAUCGAGUGAUUUUGUUAAAGUUGCCGAUAUAGCUCAUAAAUAUCAACCGGUUCAUACACAAGAACCACAGCAGUUGAAUGGGUAUAUCCAACAACAACAACAACAACAACAACAACAACAACAACAACAACAACAACAACAACAACAACAUCCGCAACAUGCUAUAAACCACCACAACCACCACCAUCACCAUCAAAGUCAAGAGCGAGUUGAUCCAUCAAGGGUAGGUAUGCCACCAAUACCAUUCAGUACCCAACCUUUCAAGCCCAAGCUCAUUGUCAAAAAGAUUAUACAUAAACCUACCGCUUCACCCACAAGUGAAGCAAGUGACACCAGCAUAGAAAAUUUUUCCAAGUUGAAGAUUGAUGACAAUGUAUCUAGCGCUCCGGCAUCAGAAGGCUCUGAUGUGUCCCUCAAUACCACAGCAUCAACAACUAUAGAGAGUCAAAGAGCAUCAAAAGAAGCAUUGUACAAGAAAGUACGGGAAGAAAUCUUUUUGAAAGAGGAUGAAGAUCAAGCAGGAGAGGAGGAGGAAACAGUAGAGGGAGAGUACGAAGAAGAGGAGGAAGAAGGAGAAGAGGAGGAGGAGGGGGGAGAAGAAGCAGAGGCAGAGGCAGAAGCAGAGGGGUAUACUGAUAAAAACGCUCCCAGAGGCAAGCCAGUUAGAUCAAAAUACCGCAAGAGUCGAGAGUAUACUCCUGGUUACAACAAAAGCCUCCAUUACUCAGUUCCUUAUCAGGUGCCAAUUCCAAUGCAAUACCCACAAAUGUACCAUCCUCACCAUAAUGGAGUAUCACCAGCUAUUCCUCAAGGAAGCACACUUCCAGUAUUAUACAGUCCCUACUAUCCAACUGCUCAGCCACAACUAGUGCCUCAAUCGUAUGCAGCAGCAUAUACUGCUUCUGCUGCUCCUCAGUUCCAUGGUGUUCCCACUUACGAUAAAGAGACGGAACGAAGAAUCUUGAAUAAUCCAUACAUUAUUUUACCAGGAGACCUUGAUGCUAAUGAUCGUUUUAAGAAUGUUAAGCCUCAGCAACAAAACAAGUCCAAAAAGAUGUAUCAAAAUGGUAAUGGAAGCGGAGGUAGUAUAGGACGAAACAGUAAUUACAAGAACCAGAAACCUUGA
Molecule: messenger RNA, 1425 nt
Organism: Lodderomyces margitis
Lineage: Eukaryota; Fungi; Ascomycota; Pichiomycetes; Serinales; Debaryomycetaceae
Gene: FGR44
Product: Fgr44p
Exons: 1
Coding region: 1-1425 (474 amino acids)
Molecular function (GO): nucleic acid binding
Source: RefSeq, a predicted model, not a curated record